AGUAAAACAAUACGAGGCGACUGGCGAGGCGUUUGCAGGCUGUUUGGAACACUGGGAUUUGACAUUUUCUGGAAUAAAGAGACCAGUUUAGAACUAAAAUCUCUUGUACAAGACACCAACGUUUGUUUUUAAACCUUUUGUUUUAGACGACAACACUUAGGGUAAUAUUUAAAGAAUUCAAAAGGUUAUUUGUUUAUUGUUUAAUAUAUCAAACAAAGUAAAAGGAAGAUUUAUUGAAUUCAAUUGCAUUAAUCUCAUUCCAAACAGGGAACGUGAAUUCCAAAUCAAAAGAUUUCAGUUUUACUGUCAAAAAUGAUUUCAAUUUCAUCGUGGAAUUGGUUCCAAACGUGGCGUUAGAUUUUCCCUUUCUCUUUAUACCUAGAUAAAUUAAAUUGGUCUUUUGUAUAGUAAAAACCAUAGAUUAGGCCACGAACAAGAACCAGGAAAAAGAAAAACAAGAAAAUUAUCGAUCUGAUUGUUGAGAAAAUGGACGGGUUGAUGAGCAAGCUAAGGAAUUUUGAUGCAUAUCCAAAAAUCAACGAGGAUUUCUACAGCCGUACACUUUCCGGUGGCGUCAUCACCCUCGCUUCCUCUAUUGUUAUGUUUCUCCUCUUCUUCUCCGAGCUCCGAUUAUAUCUUCAUGCGGUAACCGAAACGAAACUAGUAGUGGAUACUUCAAGAGGAGAAACUCUACGUAUCAAUUUUGAUGUCACUUUCCCUGCUCUUCCGUGUUCUAUACUUAGCCUCGAUGCAAUGGAUAUUAGUGGAGAGCAACAUCUUGAUUUAAAACAUGAUAUAAUCAAGAAAAGACUAGAUUCUCACGGGAAUGUAAUAGAAUCACGGCAAGAUGGAAUCGGUGCCCCUAAGAUUGAAAAACCCUUGCAGAGGCAUGGUGGCAGGCUUGAGCACAAUGAGACAUACUGUGGUUUGUGUUAUGGUGCAGAAACAUCAGAUGAAGAUUGUUGUAAUUCUUGUGAGGAAGUUCGCGAAGCAUAUCAAAAGAAAGGUUGGGCAGUGACAAAUCCGGAUUUAAUGGACCAGUGCAAAAGAGAGGGAUUUCUCCAAAGGAUUAAAGAUGAAGAAGGUGAGGGAUGCAACAUUUAUGGGUUCUUGGAAGUUAAUAAGGUGGCUGGAAAUUCUCAUUUUGCACCUGGGAAGAGUUUUCAGCAAUCUGGUGUUCAUGUACAUGAUCUGCUGGCAUUUCAGAAGGAUAGUUUUAAUACAAGUCACAAAAUUAAUAGGCUGGCUUUUGGAGAAUAUUUUCCUGGUGUUGUUAAUCCUCUUGAUGGUGUGCAAUGGACACAAGAAACACCAAGCGGGAUGUACAGGCACUUUAUUUUUCAGGUAGUACCUACUGUAUACACAGAUGUGAGUGGACACACUAUCCAGUCAAAUCAGUUUUCUGUAACUGAACAUUUUAGGGGGGCAGACAUAGGUCGCCUUCAGUCCCUUCCAGGAGUUUUCUUCUUUUAUGACCUCUCUCCUAUUAAGGUGACUUUCACAGAGGAACACGUUUCUUUCUUACACUUCCUCACAAAUGUGUGCGCCAUAGUUGGAGGUGUUUUCACUGUUUCUGGCAUACUGGAUUCAUUUAUAUAUCAUGGUCAAAAGGCAAUCAAGAAGAAGAUGGAAAUCGGUAAAUUUAGUUGAUGACAUACUGACAGGCUUGGGUCGUUGCUGUAUUGCCAGUAAUUGGCUUCUCAAAUGGAAUUGGGUUCGGACGCCUAUUUUGAACUGGCCAGUUAGAAUCAAAACUAAUGUUUGUGUCAUAAUUUAUAAUGUCUUUUAAGGAAUUAGAUUUAUUUCAUAGUUCAUUGGUAUUCAAAA
Messenger RNA from Populus nigra (black poplar), 1827 nucleotides. RefSeq lists its product as uncharacterized. The record is from RefSeq and is a predicted model, not a curated record. The coding region runs from base 487 to 1650 and encodes 387 amino acids. The transcript is spliced from 13 exons. Lineage: Eukaryota; Viridiplantae; Streptophyta; Magnoliopsida; Malpighiales; Salicaceae. Gene Ontology annotation, cellular component: COPII-coated ER to Golgi transport vesicle; endoplasmic reticulum.